AUGCUGGGAGACAGCCUAGAGGGCGAUGCGUUCGACCCCAGGUAUGACCGUUCUCCUUCCCCUCAAAAACAAAAGAAAAUCACGUCCGGCGUUGGCACAAUCAUCAAGGGAGUGGUGAAGAACAUUCGACCGUUCGGAGCUUUCAUUCAGACUUCAGACUAUGCCAGAGAAUGCCUUCUGCACAUCUCCAAUAUCAACAAGCACCGCGUGGAGAAUGUGGAGGAUCACCUCAAGAUGGGACAGGAAGUCUGGGUAAAGGUGAUCAGGGAGGAACCCGAUGGUCGGGUCGCUGUCUCGAUGAAGGAAGUCAACCAGGACGACGGAUCAGAAAUCGCCAACGCGUUUUCUUCGUUCAAUCAGCACAGAGGGACAGGAGGCGGCGUUAGGAUCCCUGAACUUCAUUCGAUCCAUCAUGGGACGGUCAAGAAGAUACAGCCAUUUGGAGCAUUUGUGGCACUGGAUGGCUUUGACAGAGAUGGGCUGCUACAUAUUUCAGCCAUAUCCAAGAACAUGAUCGAUAAGGUGGAAGACGUACUCUCUGUGGGGGAUAAAGUCUGGGUCAAGGUACAUUGCACAUACUCUCUAGGGCGCGCUCUCACUGUUACCAAAGUAGAUGAAGGAGGCCGAUAUUCCUUGGAUAUGAGGGACAUUAGCCAAAGCGAUGGAACUGACAAGGAUCCGAACAAUCUGCAGAAAACGAAAACGCACAGGCCAACAUCGCUAAGGCAAGAAGCUAUCGUUCUACAGGCCGUCGUCAACGCAACGUGCGCCAGAUGUGGCGGGAAGGGCCACAUGACACAUGAAUGUUUCAACAAAGCGGGAAAGAAAUACGAAAUGAUCGAAGAGGAAGAGGGUAGCGCCAUGGCCGCUCUGUGUGCUUCCUCGUCCUCCUCCUCCACGUCUGCAUCCUCAUUUCCGUUCCCAUCAUUUUCUUCGUUUCCCUCAUCUCUCCCUGUAGCUGCUACUGGCGCUAAUAUGAUUCCUCUGAAGCAGCCAAUGCCGCCUCUAAACCCUCUGGACCCUUUGAAUCCCCGUCGACACCUUCACAAAGGGCGUGAGACGGAGAAGGUAAGAGAUAGUAAGAAGAAGAGGAAGAGGGACCAUUCAGACAGCAGCUCAGACGAAUCGAGGAAGAAGAAGAAGAGCAGUCACAAACACAAGAAGAAGCACAAAAAACACUCCAAGUCCUGA
This is a messenger RNA of Cyclospora cayetanensis, 1191 nucleotides long. RefSeq names its product nucleolar protein of 40 kDa. NCBI's taxonomy places the organism in Eukaryota, Apicomplexa, Conoidasida, Eucoccidiorida, Eimeriidae. The transcript has 7 exons. Gene Ontology annotation, molecular function: zinc ion binding; RNA binding. The coding region runs from base 1 to 1191 and encodes 396 amino acids. Gene Ontology annotation, biological process: RNA stabilization. The record is from RefSeq and is a predicted model, not a curated record.